Messenger RNA from Aspergillus vadensis CBS 113365, 635 nucleotides. RefSeq names its product NEDD8-conjugating protein UBC12. The record is from RefSeq and is a predicted model, not a curated record. The transcript has 4 exons. The coding region runs from base 81 to 635 and encodes 184 amino acids. Lineage: Eukaryota; Fungi; Ascomycota; Eurotiomycetes; Eurotiales; Aspergillaceae.
UAGACCUAACUUUUUACAAACAACUCUAGAUCCUACCAAACCCACACACAGGUGAUCGCGAGCCCGCAAGAUCAGCCACGAUGUUGAAGAUAUGGUCUAUGAAACAACAGCAGCAACAAGCUGAGAAUGCCGAAGGAGCUGCCGGUAAAAAGAAGAAGAAGGUCACCGCCGCUCAGCUGCGCGUGCAACGAGACCUGCAAGAACUCACCCUCGGAAGUACAAUGAAAAUGUCCUUCCCGAACCCCGACGACAUCCUAAACUUCACUCUUACUAUCGAGCCGGACGAGGGCAUGUACAAGGGCGGCGCUUUUCACUUCAACUUCACCGUCAAUCAGAACUUCCCGCAUGAUCCGCCAAAGGUCAAGUGUACGCAGAAGAUCUACCAUCCGAAUAUUGAUCUUGAGGGGAAUGUGUGUUUGAAUAUUCUGAGGGAGGAUUGGAAGCCCGUGUUGAAUUUGAAUGCGGUUAUUGUGGGGAUGCAGUUCCUCUUCCUCGAGCCGAAUGCUUCCGAUCCGCUGAACAAGGAGGCCGCCGACGAUCUGAGACAGAACCGGGAGGCGUUCAAGCGCAAUGUUAGGACAUCGAUGGGUGGUGGUAGCGUGAGGGGGAUACAGUAUGAGCGUGUUAUGCGGUGA